This is a messenger RNA of Paramacrobiotus metropolitanus, 2062 nucleotides long. RefSeq lists its product as uncharacterized. NCBI's taxonomy places the organism in Eukaryota, Metazoa, Tardigrada, Eutardigrada, Parachela, Macrobiotidae. The record is from RefSeq and is a predicted model, not a curated record. The transcript is spliced from 3 exons. Bases 116 to 1708 code for a protein of 530 amino acids. Gene Ontology annotation, molecular function: protein binding.
AUUUUUACUGAUGCCUUACCAUUUGAGUGAUCUGUUAAUGUUGCCCAUACAGCAGUUUUAAGCUUUCAAGCUACAUUUUAAGAGUGUUAUUAAUUAAUAAUUUUGUGACACCAAAAUGCGAUUCUAUUACUAUGAACAUCCCAUCACACCACAGCGCUGGAGGGCUGUGGAUGUGCGGGACGGUAAGGGUCUCUUGUGGCACGGAGUCAUAAUCAACGUUGUGGAAGCGGGUUUAAUUGUUGACUUUCUGUAUCCCGGAAGGCGCUCGCAACUGAUCGAAUUUGGCCAAGCGUUCCGCUGCAAAGGCUGCUUCUAUAAGUCGUGUUGCGAUAGUUCCAAAGUCACAUUCCAAGAUCCGAUUGAGGUCCUUGUGAAGGCUUCUCCGAAGCACCCGUGGACUUGGCACCCAGCUAGGUUUCUGGAGAAAUGUGUUAUCUGGAACAUGUUUGUUUUCGUGCAAGUAGAAGUGAAUGGCACGGAAUGGAAAGAGCUUGUUCCCAUUUGGCAGGUUCGUCUUCGACCGUCCACAAAAGACUUGCAGGAACGCGUCAUCGUGCAAGGCCACAUCAGCUCGCGGUCGUGUCGUUUACCUAAAGGAUACCGUGAAGGCCCAGUGGAACACGACGUGUGGGAGGAAUGGAAGCGAGAAAUGGAAACGGAUGGAUCGAAGGCUUAUCCUGUUUGUGUCCUUGGCAAUGUGCAACGCCGAUUUAUGUGCAACGCCGCGACACGUCUCCCAUCGAGUCCUCUUAUCUGGAAGAGCUUCAGGGAGACGUUGGCAAAACACUUGAAAACUGUAUCCGCCGCUCCGGCCGUUAUUUCUGAUGGAUCUGUGGAUAUGCAGUUCUCCGCAUUGAGUCUGAACAUAAUCAUCGAUAUAUUCCGAAUGCUGAGUACCGUAGACCGCACCAAGUGCCGUCGGGUCUGCGGUCAGUGGGAUGCCAUUCUGACGUCGGGGGGUACCAUGGGCGACAUUCGAGUGUCGUUUGCCACCAGCUCAAUUUGGCCGGAGACUCAGUACAUCUUCUUAGUCAGCAUUCUGAAGUCCCUGGACCCGGCUACGAAGUGGAUUAUUAUCAAGAAUUGCGAGCAUAACCGAACUUUCAACAAUCUGCUAAUUGAGUGCGUGUCAUGGAUUGCUAAGGUGUCCAUGGAUACAAACGCCAAGAAGCUGCAGAUAAUCAUCCACAAAUGCUUCUUGGACGACUGGGAUGCUGACGAUGUUCGGGUUUUCAUUUUUGACUAUCUCCGUAGCUUCGCUCAGCAGCUGUUUGAUGUUGCGAAACGCUUACGUGGCACCGUUCUGGUGUGGAGUAGUUGCACAUAUCGAGCGCCGUUAACACUUCCGAAUGUGCACACCCCAAUGGGCAAAGGAUCAAUGUCGUUGUCGUCACAAACUGUGGAUAGUAUGGAGGCGACGCUGUACAGUUUAUUUGAGAAAGACCUGCCUGUUCUUGUCCCGUUGGACGAACUUUCCACGUGGAUAUCUGAGGUUGCUAUUGGUGGACCGGAAGCUGUGGAAAAAAGUGGAAUUCUGCCGAUUCUGAAUUAUUACGGAUCGCUGGACUGCCGCAUGAAGAAGCUGGGUAAAUUUGUAAAGUCAACCGCUGGAAAUUUGAAAGGUUUGGAUGUGACGAAACUGCCGAAAUUGGCCGUGUAUGUCUUGGGUCUCAAAAUGAUGUCGUGCCAGGCCAACGUCGCAGUGUGAAGAUUGUAAUAUCGUUAUCAAGUAGCAAUCAAAACACUUUCUGGCUCUUUUAUUAUGUUUGUUUGGUUGUUAUUAAUGUGACCUGGGCCGCUAACCAUGUCAACGGGGAAUCUCGCGCUGUGGUUUCACUUAUUUUAUGGGAGUUGUUGUUCCUUUUGUUUGGAAGUUAUAACUAUAAGUACUUGUUGCUCACUGUAUGAUAACAAUCUUAAUUUUUCUUUUAAAAUGUCGCAAAACCUGUCAUGCAGGCAAUAAAAGGUCCAAAAUUUCCUGCAAAACUGUGUUUUUGCUGUCUCUGUAGUCCGGAGUGGUGUUCGGGUACUAGUAUACAGUAACCGCAUUAAAUACGAGUAG